UUCCCUGACAGACCCAAGAGGCUGCUGGCCUCUUGACCACCCACUUUCCAGCUGAGGAAACCACGGCAGAGGAGGCUCAGAGCAUGGCCUUGCAGAGUGCUCGACCCACCCUGGGGUUCUUCAGGACCCCCACCCCCGGCAGCCUCCUGCUCCUGCUUCUCAGCCUCAGGUGGGUGCUACUAUCCAGGGCCCAGACUGCAGACACAGGACAGGGUGUCAUGACCCCAUGGCUGCAACGCACCUUUCAGGACCUGUCCUGGCGGCGGUCUGAGCCAACCGUCAUCCUCCCGAGGGCUCUGCUGGGCACAGAGAGGAAGUCCUGUCCCCCGGGGAAAGAGGCCCAUGUGGUGGAUGAAAACCUCGUCUUCUACACGGAGAGGGAGCUGGAGGCCUGUGUGGACGGGGCCCUGCUGGCUGAGCACAUGGACCGGGUGAAUGCGAUCCCCUUCACCUACCAGCAACUUGACGUUUUGAAGCACAAAUUGGACCAGUUCUACCCACAGGGGUACCCUGAGUCCCUGAUCCGGCACCUGAGUUACUUCUUCCUUGAGGUCACCCCUGAGGACAUCCACAAGUGGAAUGUGACAUCCCUGGAGACCGUGAAAUCUCUGCUUAAAAUCAGCAAAGGGCGAAAGAUGGACGCUCAGGUGGCUGCUCUGAUUGCCCGCUAUCUGGUGGGAGGGGGCCAGCUGGACAAGGUCACCCUGGACAUGCUGGCCAACUUCCACCCUUCCUACCUCUGCUUCCUCAGUCCUGAGCACCUGGGCCUCGUGCAAGAAAAUGUUGUCCGGGCGGCCAGGCCUCAGGACCUGGAUGCGUGCGGCCCACUGCAGAUGGGUGUCCUCUAUCACAAGGCCCACAUCGCUUUCCGGAACACAAGCGGCUCUGCAUAUUUUGCAAGGAUCAAGCCUUUCCUGGGUGGGGCCUCCACGGAGGACUUGCGGGCUCUCAUUCCGCAGAACGUAAGCAUGGACAUGGCCACAUUCAAGAAGCUGAGGAAAGAGGCCUUGCUGCCACUGACCAUUGCUGAGGUGCAAAAACUUCUGGGUCCAAACCUGGAGGGCCUGAGGGCAGAGGAGGGGAACAGCCCCGUGCGCGACUGGAUCUUGCGGCAGCGGCAGAAGGACCUGGACAGCCUAGGGCUGGGGCUCCACGGUGGCAUCCCCAAUGGCUACCUCGUCCUAGACCUCAGCUUUCGAGAGGCCCUCUCGGGGGCCGCCCCCCUCCUGGGACCUGGAUCUGCGUUCACUGGGAUCCCGACUCUGCUCUUGGCCCUGGCGCUGAACUGAGCCCACUGCUCUGGAUGCGGAACUGGGCCUGCUGUGGACACCCACCUGGUGGGAGCAGGCCUGGGUGGUCCCUGCCCCACCCUGGGGAGAGAGCUCAAUAAAAGAGAACCUGUUCCCCUCCAA
Molossus molossus (Pallas's mastiff bat) is the source of this 1412-nucleotide messenger RNA. RefSeq names its product mesothelin-like. The record is from RefSeq and is a predicted model, not a curated record. Gene Ontology annotation, cellular component: cell surface. The transcript has 11 exons. Gene Ontology annotation, biological process: cell-matrix adhesion. NCBI's taxonomy places the organism in Eukaryota, Metazoa, Chordata, Mammalia, Chiroptera, Molossidae. The coding region runs from base 84 to 1289 and encodes 401 amino acids.